Anopheles funestus (African malaria mosquito) is the source of this 7246-nucleotide messenger RNA. RefSeq names its product PAN2-PAN3 deadenylation complex subunit PAN3 (gene PAN3). The transcript has 17 exons. Gene Ontology annotation, molecular function: poly(A) binding. Gene Ontology annotation, cellular component: P-body; PAN complex. NCBI's taxonomy places the organism in Eukaryota, Metazoa, Arthropoda, Insecta, Diptera, Culicidae. The record is from RefSeq and is a predicted model, not a curated record. Gene Ontology annotation, biological process: nuclear-transcribed mRNA poly(A) tail shortening; mRNA processing. The coding region runs from base 1274 to 3403 and encodes 709 amino acids.
AGCUACAUUCGCGUGUUCUAGCAUGUUUGGAUGCUUUUCAAGUUGCAAAUUGCGUAGCGUUUCUAUUUUUUGCAUUACAAAAAAGAAACACACACACAGUACGGCGGCGAAAGUGUGCUAGCGGAGAAUUGGUUGUGCGAAAAGAAAAGCAUAGCAACAACGGCACAUACAAGCCUACUGGUGCUGUGUGGAAAAGUGUUCUUUUUUUUUGCUCGUGUGUGCUUGUGCGCUCGUAUGAAGCACAUACCGCGGAGGACAGUGGAACACAUUCCAAGCAGGAGGCCGUACAUGGCGACUCCCAAAAGGUGACGGUGUACGUGACUGUAUGAACGUCGGUUCCUUUUCCGGAUGUGCGUUGUACCGUCGUACCGCAUUGUAGUGAGCGUAAAUAAUUCCCGAAUGUCAAAGAACCAUAAUCAAAAACAUUGUGUUUUGUCGAAUGUCCUUUCGCUAGUUGAAACAUAUCGCAGGAGCAUCCCCCGUUCACACAAUGGCGCUGAGAGCGAAUGUGUGUGUGCUCUGGAGUGCGCUACUGUGCGAGUGUGCGUGUGUGUGUGCGGGUAGCAGUUGUUCCGUACGGGGUAGCAGCCGUGAGAUGGGAAAGUUCUAGUAAUGUAAACACUCCACAAACGCGGAAACAGAAACAACGAACCCCGAGUGAGAAACGAUUGUUGCAUUUUGCUUUGGAGAACACCCCUUCCAGUGGUGAUUGAUUGUUUUGGCUGCCAGAAUUGAUUUAGGUUAUGGUGCGUGAAAACCAGAAUCGCAAAGUGAAGCACGAUCGACAAACGGUUUAAGCGCCACGAAACUCACGGACGACAGUGCUGAGAAAGAAAGUUUGGCAAAUCACGGUGCGCGCAGCGAUUUUUCUGUUGAUGAAGCAGAAUAGCGCCGCAACGUGAGAGAAAGCAUCAUCGCGCGCAACGUGCCGGCGGCAACGAGGACGACGGGGAAAGGAAACCGCACGCCUGUCGCGGGUGUGCGCGGGGUGUAAAAGUGGAGGGCAAAACCACCCUCUUUUUGCCGCUGUGUUCGACCUCUCCACCACCACCAACCUUGUGCUUCGCCUACGGCCGAACGAACCAGACGAACUGGAACAGCCACAGACCGCGGGCCAAUCUCCACCAUCCGAUCGUGCAUAGGGCGCGAUCUUCUCCUCAACAUAACAAUCCGUGUGUCAGUGGAAUAAAGAAGAAGAAGAGGAAGAAGCAGAAGCAGGAGAAGAGGGCAAAGAAGUGAACUAUAACGAAACACACUCAGGAUCUCACAGACUAUGGAUCCAAUGUUCUUUCCACCCUCCAAUGGAGUUCCUUCAGAGAGCAAACUGGCCACGUACAUGAGUCGUCAAAAUGGAACGACAGCUGCGUACGGACUGCCGAUGGGUCUCUCCAAGAUUACACUCGAUUCUCCUAUAUCGCUCAAAAAAACACAGGUGACCCCACAGUCGCCCGAAUUCAUUCCAAACAAUCGACUGAGCACAUCCUCGUCGCCGAACUUCUACUCGUCCUAUUCGAUACUUAGCAGCAACAAUGGCACCGCCGGCAGUAACGGUACGGUCGUGGCCACCGCCCAACCGUCCCAACAAUCGACUGUCGUCCCGUCGGUCAUGUCCUCGGUGGUAAAGAGCACCGUCAGUAACGGUGGCUACGUUGGACCCGGUGGUGGUGGUGGUGGUGGUGUUGGCGGUGGUGUUGGUAGCAGCGCUGUUCCCGGCAACAUACUGGCCGGUGCACUUAGCAGCACAUCCGCUUUUGCGAUCACUCCAAUCAAGGGACGAAACCUGCUGCGAAACGAAUCACCGCAAAGUACUAAUACAUCCCCUCGUAUUACGCCCCAACCUUCACCACCGCCAAUUACCACCAACAUUCAUCAAGAAAAUGUUGGUGGCACUACGUACUUUUACCCAACGGCAGCCAACCAUCAAUUAACGCCGAGCAGUACAGUUAACACGACUGAUAACUCCUUUGCCCAUAUAGCAAGCUCACAAAUUAAUCUAAGUUAUACACAUCCAGGACACGUUUACCCGGGACCUGCAUCGCAUGUUAUCAAUAUGCAGUCGAAGGCACAGGUGUCGGCUGCCUUCUUCAUGCAGGACGAGCUGAGGAAUGAUAUUUUAACGCGGAACGAAAUCGUCAACAGUAUCGAAAACGACAGUCAAGAUAUACCUCUUGAAGUGGAAAACUAUCACUCGCUGUGUUUGCUCGAGUCAUUGCCGCUUCAUCCGAAGCUUCCACUACCGUCGUCCACGUACCGGGCAACGCAUGCCGUGACCGGCGUCAAGUACUGUCUACGGCGUCUUCACGGUUUCCGUCUACAGUCCACCAAGUGUAUGCAGGUGGUGGAUAAAUGGAAAAAACUACAACACUCAAACAUUGUGCAGCUACGAGAAGUGUUUACUACGAAAACUUUUGGUGAUAAUUCUUUAGUAAUAGUGUACGACUAUCAUCCCGGCUCACAAACGCUGCUAUCGAAGUACUUCGCAUCCGUACCGGAAACGAAUGGUUACACUGAUCCGUUCUCCGGCGAAGCUCGUCCUUUUAGCCACAAAAGUUCUCUACAUCGUACGGCCGCAACGUCACUCCUGCCGGAAAAUGAAAUAUGGUCAAUUAUCAUACAGCUGAGUGCGGGUUUACGUGCGAUACAUCAGGCUGGAUUAGCUUGCCGAACGUUGGAUCCGACAAAAAUCAUUGUGACUGGCAAACGGAUACGAUACAGCUGCGUGGGCAUAUCGGAUAUUUUCACCUUCGAUCCUAACCAACAAAAUCAGCUGUCGGUUUUAGAUCAUCAACAACAGGAGGAUCUUCUGGCACUAGGAAAGCUAAUACUAGCGUUAGCUUGCCGUUCCUUACAAUCGGUCCAACGGGAUCAAAUUCAAAGCAGCGUCGAGCUAGUAUCCCGUCAUUACUCUUCAGAUCUUAGAAACAUUUUAAUAUGUCUUCUGAAUACAAGCACCCGCCGUUCGGUGACGGAGAUCAUGCCCAUGAUCGGUGCCCGAUUUUAUGUGCAGCUCGAUGCACUCCAAGCCCAAUGUGAUAUUCAGGAGGAUGAGCUAGCGAAGGAGAUGGAAAAUGGUCGACUUUAUCGGCUGCUUGUGAAGCUCGGUUGCAUCAACGAACGACCAGAGCUCAACCUGGACGUAACGUGGUCCGAAACUGGUGAUCGUUACAUGUUGAAACUGUUUCGCGACUAUCUCUUCCACACCGUCACCGAGGAUGGACGUCCGUGGCUGAAUCAGUCCCAUAUCGUACAGUGCCUCAACAAGCUGGACGCAGGCACGAUGGAAAAGGUACAACUUAUGUCCCGUGACGAACAAUCAGUAUUAGUAGUGACCUAUGCUGAGCUGAAGCACUGUCUCGAUCAGGCAUUUUCCGAGCUGGUAGCAGCCAGCGAAGGUUCCGUCUAGUGGCCAACCAGCUUCUCCACGGUGACACGGUGCGCCGGAUGAAUGGUAGUAGUACCCUUUAUCACCUUUAUCGCGUUAUUCGGUACCAAUAGCUUUUUCGUACGGUAUCUUUACGUUUUCCUACCACUACCCACCAACCGUCCGUCUCUCGCAAUUGUUUUGGGUUUUGAGGGUACAUAUACAAAUGUGUGUAAUUUGUUUUUAUUUUCUAUUCUUCAGUUUACUUGCAACUUCCCAUGUAUUUCGCCCCGAUAUGUGCAUCAAUACCGGCAAAGGCAAUGUGAAGAACUACGACGAAAAAACCUUUUAUUGUUUCGUCAUGCUUCAUCACUGCUUUGUGUAUCCGUUGCUAUAUAAGAUAGAAAGUGAAAAAAGGAAGAAAACAACUAUUUAUGUUUUUAGGCAGCAUCAGGAAAGAAGAAACCUACCGUGUAUGAUGGCAUGAUAUGAUGACCCUAUGAAGCAAAGGAAAUCAUACGCAAGUUUAAUAUGAUACCCCCCCUCGUAAAAGUUAUAGACUGAUUGAAGAAUACAAAACAAGAAAACACAUUAGUAAAUGUAUGUACAACAACGACUUCAAGGUGUGAGUUGUCAGGUGUGAUACAAUAUAUAGUAUAAACCAGCUCUUAUACAUGGUUGGUUUUGCUCUGGAGAAGAAAACAAUAACCAAACAAAGCAGCAGAUCACACGGCUGGUUAAAGUGAAAAGAAAAAUUUAACAUUUGUUUUCCCUUUUUUUGAUGCAUGAAGAUGAGAUAGGUUUUUUUCGAUUUGUUAUGAUAUUCUUUCGAUAAUAUGUUGCCCUACGGAAUCUGAACUGGUGAAUGAGUUGCAGUUCAAAGGCGUCGAUUGGCGGAAGAUUAAUUUCAACAAACCUGAGAUAAGUAAAACUGCUAAAGUCACCUUUCACCCAUUACUUAUAGACUUUGUGCUAUGACGAUACACCUGGUAAGGGCGAUGAAAAUAUCGUUUCAGAAGAGAAAAAGUUCCUGAACCGAUUUUUGGAAGGUAGGGAGAAGGGGCAUAUUGAUAGUAUUGUGUAUGUGUUUUUUUUUUUACUUUUUUCUGUUAUAUUAGAUCUCGAGAGUUUGCGAAGCUGAAAACCACACUACAAACAUACAUACACAACAAAACAUUUAUACACAAGCGAAAGCAUACAAAACUUUGUUUGCAUACGAAUGCAUACUAGCUCUAAGAUAUGAUGCGUUUUAGGCGUUCGAAGGAACGAAAUGUGAGCUAAAGGAAUUAAGGUAAUGCGUAAUAGGCAUGUGCAAACACGGUACAGAACGUAAACAAAACAAAAGUGUGUGAACGCAUAUUAGGAAAGCAAAACUUAAUGCAUAAUGUUUUUUUUUUGUUCGUUUGCUUGUGUUUUUCUCAUCGUCCAUUUCCUCCACUGUUCAGUUAAAUUUAUAUGCGUAAUUUUGUUUGUUUUGUUUUGCCAAUUUAGUUGUCCUGUCGUAAAUAUAUACACCUUUUUUUUAGUACAAUUUCAACGUAAGACUGUUGCUUUUGAAAGCGUUUUUGUUUCUCUGGUGCGAUCGAAUCCUGGCGGUUCGUUUGAAGAUCGGGUAAAAUUUGUGGAGCUUCUGUUUAGAAGAGAUAAACCUCUUUUGCCGUAUACAAUAAUCCGUUGAUCCGUUGACUGUCCUUCCACUGCUGCGUGCUUUACGAACCAUAAGUUCGAUUCGUACUGGUUUGGUGGAAGCAAAAGCAGCAAAUGGCAGUGGUGAUUUUUAGCGAAUCGCAUCAGAAAGUGUGGCAGCGUGCAUCAUAAUGGGAAACACGGUUGAAGCAAGCGAUUCAUAGUUUAGUAAGUGGACUUACACACACAUAUAUGAAGAAAUCAGAGAGCAGCUUAACAUGUAACGUGAAUGUGAAGGAUAUACCUAAGAACGCAGCAAAGCAGGAAAAAAAGAAGAAGAUGCGUUUCGUAAUUCGAUUCUGACCGUAGAAUGAAAAAGGCGUAACAAGGAAAACAGGCCGUAUUGCAGCAUGCAUGAAUUACUAUUACUUAUAUCUUAUCAAAGUAAAAUUACACACACACGAGCGAUGAAAGGAAGAAAUGGAAGCAAACUGUGUGCUUAAUUCGUACUUCCGAAAACACACACAACAAAACAAACUCUGCACACAGCUAAAGGAGCUAAAACGAAACGAGUUGCAUGGUAAAACAGACAUGAGAACGAUAGAGCGCAGAGCCGUUUGUUGGUUAUUUGAAGUAAAAGAAGAAGAGGAAAAAAAGACUUUUUAUUGUGACAAAUAAUAUUUAAAGCAAAACAUCGUACGCAAAUGCAUGUUGUGCAUCAGGCAAGGUGCGUCCACACGUGAUGCGCGAGAAAGAAAGGAAAACAGUAGAAGCAAGGAGAAGUAAAAAAGAAAAAAAAACAACCACAGAGAUAUAUUUGUACUAAAAGAAACGUUGUAGAAAACAGGGUGGAAACAAUGCACAAAACGACGACAAAUGAUGAAAUGCAGAAGGUUCUAUUUUAGUCACAAGUGACGAACGUAUCCCGAAUCCUAUCCUGUCCGGUAGUCCCCCUAAACUACUGGGACCCUGUUGACGACGAUACCUAAGGAACAACUGGAACAGGAUGGACCUUUUUGUAGUUCAGCUCUUUUUUUGUCAUAUUGAAAAACCACGCUAUUCCCACCUAUUUAUCAUACCAGAUUCGAUUCAUGUUGGCAUUUCUUACUGCCAGCGCUUUUCUUCUAUCUUUCUGUGUUUGUUUUAUUGUUCCUCUUUUCUGUUUCAGCAUUAAACUAGUGUUUGUACCCUUUCCUUUUUUUAUUGGCUAAGGUUUUGCAAGAACGAUAGGAAGUUGUGGCGAUAAAAAAUAUUAUUUUACAAUAACAUAACGCAUAGCAUACUUAUAUACCUUUAAUGUAUGGCCGUAGAUUCUAUUUGAUAGCUUCGCAAUAAAGCGAACCACGGUGCCGCGUUUUGUGCAACGCAGCGAAACGAUUGUAAAACACUAAAAUGUGAUUUUACUUUUGGUUAUGAUUUUCCCUUUCCUCCAUGUUUUGUUUCGUUUCGACAGAUAAAAUCCACCCAAAACACAGAAUAUACUCCUUGUGAUACGCAAGAACCACAAUCUGAUCUCAGUUUUGUUUAUCUCCCGGCGCUCACACACAAUAUGUGUGAGAUACAGUUUCAUCGUACAUUUGAUAUGCAAUUUUGUAGUCGCAGGAGGAAUUGCUUCACUUUAAUUUGCAAAAAACAAAACAGAACCCUCACUGUUCCCCCAAAAAUGUAGGCCGGGGUGUAGAAGAAUGCAGGGUGGGAGGGUAAAACCAAUUACAAAAACUUAAUCAACACAUGGUACAAUCGAGACGGGCGUCCUGGUUUUUAUUUAAUUACCUUGCCAGCUUCCAACCUGUUUGCAAGGAGAAGGAACAAGUUAAAAAUAUUAAAAAAAAAAUACAAAAAUGUAUGCAACUUUGAGAAACCCCGCAACCAUUAAACACACAAAACCACGUACAGAAGGUGAAACAAAAGCAAAAAACAAAAAACAAAACAAAAUGGAUAAAAAACGGCAAAAAUAACAACCACACGCAAAACAGACACGCACCGACAAGAGAAAGAAAGAAAAACAAAACAACAAAAACAUCCACUGAAUAUGAAAAAGGAUGAAGAUGCUGAUGAAACUCAGACUAAAGGUUAAACUAUAUUUGACAUGAAAAAAUCAAGAAAAAGGGAGGGAAAAUUGUAGCAAGUAAAAGGGACAAAAGGUGCGCUAAAGAGUGCGUAACAAAAACAAACAAAAAAAAACAGAAGAAAACAAAACGUUGAGAAAUAAAAUGUGAAAAAUUAUAUUUACUGAAAACCGUAAGUGGUUAAUUUUCC